UUUUUCCCUCGCCCACUUUUCCCUCUUUUUUUGUCCCUCGUCCUCGCGCCUUCUUCGACACAUCGACAUAUCGAUUGACACUGCAGGUCCUCAGAUCGCUGGUAGAUCUGAAGUACAUAUUAUGUCACUAGCUUCGAAACUCUCCGGGUAGAAUGGACCUGCACCAAAAGCCGCGCUGGGAGUGGCCAUCAAGCUCCGCAACCUCAGUCUCAGCUUCGAACCCUGACUCUGAUGUAAGGCAGCGCUCAGAAGAUACCCGUCAGCCUGUUGAUAUGCAUCGAUCUCCGCGCGAGUCUUCCGGAGAGCAUUAUCCUCCUCGUACUUGUCGCAUCUGCCUGGAGACCGUCUACCCUACCUUCCCUCCUCCCUCCGAACAUCUGCCUGGGUUUCUUCAGUCCAAGCAGCGGGUGAUCUACAAAUCUUCAGACCCGGAGUCUGGUCGGUUACUUCGCCCCUGCAAAUGCAAAGGAUCUUCUCGUUAUGUACAUGAGGGAUGUCUUCAGCUUUGGCGCCACGCGGACCCAGGCUAUGGCAAGAGGAACUAUUGGCACUGCCCGACUUGUGGUUUCCACUAUCGCCUCGAGCGCCUCCAGUGGGCGCACUGGAUCAGUAGCCCCUUGACACAGCUCGGACUGACUUUAUUUGUCUUAAUGCUUACUAUAUUUUUGCUUGGUUUCGUUGCUGACCCGAUCAUUAACCUUUACGUGGACCCCAUGGACCCCAUCAUCCGUUCAGACUUAUGGGACACUCGACCGGUGACGAGUACACUACCGGAAGAGAAGCAGACUUCCUGGACCGAGCACUUCGUCAAAGGCUUGGCCUCAUUGGGCUUUCUGUCUUUUAUCAAAGCUAUCUUCGCCCUGUCUUCAUGGCAUGGAUUGACGCUGCGUGGCACUGGUAUGCUUGGUGGGGGUCGCAAUACCGGCCGGAACCGCGUCGCAUGGUUGGUCAUAAUUAUUGGGGUGGGUAGUUUUCUCUGGGCUGUCUAUAAGGCUGUAAGGACCUGGAGCUGCAGGGCUUUAGAGAAAGCUGGGGAACGUGUCAUGGAUGUUCCGUUACCUGACGAUGAGAAUGAGGAUGAUGUGGCCUCUUCCAGCCAGGACGAUUGACUCUGAUCCAGCGUAUGCCAUUCAGUAUUGAAUAUUCGUAUCCCACCUUCUUUUCUGCUCUUUGUUCUCUAUUCGCUGGCGAUACCCACGCACAAUCUUGAGUUGUCACACUCCUGUCAAUGAGGUGCCAAUUAGUCAACGUGCGCAGAACAACUCCGACCCUUGUUAACUUCACAGUUCAUGGCUGUUAAGUAGGAUGGCUGGCGAGGGCGUUUUGUCAUUUCCAAUUUCACCUGCUUUUUUCAUCAGCUAUGUCUGGAGGGAGGGUCGAACUGCAUCUUAUUCGGUCAUUCUGAUUGAACUCAUCACUUAGACGCUACUCGGUGCUGUUUGGCGCCGUUUUGCUGUGAGCGUCGUGAAUCGAGAUGCAGUACAGUCCUGCACGAUUGGUAGAUAUUCCUUGUUGAUAUACCCAAUGAUCUAUUAUCUAUCUAUUGUUUCUAUAAUAGUGUGUACCACGGGUGGUUGAGUCGACCGGAUCUGUUACGCAC
Messenger RNA from Aspergillus sclerotioniger CBS 115572, 1600 nucleotides. Its product is annotated as RING finger domain protein. Bases 153 to 1109 code for a protein of 318 amino acids. Gene Ontology annotation, molecular function: zinc ion binding. The record is from RefSeq and is a predicted model, not a curated record. The transcript has 2 exons. Lineage: Eukaryota; Fungi; Ascomycota; Eurotiomycetes; Eurotiales; Aspergillaceae.